UAAUCGCCCAAUUUGAUUGGAUAAAAAUUUAACAUAUCAUCUAAUUUACAAAAAUUAUUCAAAAUUCUCAAUUUUAUAUAUAAAUAAUUUUUAAAUCAUUAGAUUUCAAGAAUUAGAUAUCAAAAAUAAUCAUUUCUAGAUUAUAUCAAAAAAAAUUUAUAAAUUAAAAAAAGUUAAAAAAUUUUAAUAUUUUUUUAUAACAUAUAUGCUACAUAUAUAUUACAUUUUUUUAAUUUAUUAUAUAUUUUUAAUUAUCAAUCUUUAACAUAAUAAAAAGAAAUUUUUUAUCAAUAUUUUAUAGAAAUGUUUAUAUUAAUUUGUGAUUAAUAUAUUUAACUUUAAUCAAGAAAUUUAUUUUGUGACAUUUAACCUGCAAUGUUAAUUUACGUUAUAUUGAAGAUAAAGUAAUAGUUAAGUAACAUAUGCGUCAUAUAUAUUUUGAAAAUGAUAUAUUAUUUAAUGUAAAUGCAUGUAUGAAUUAUAAAUUUGAUACAUUAAAUGUAAUAAAAUGAAUAAAAUUAAUAUGAUUAAUGUAAUAUUUAAUAAUGAUAAAAGAUCGUGUAAAAAAAUUUCAUAUAAAAAUUAAUUAAUGCUAUUAAUUAUAUAAAUGAAUUAAGCUAUUUAUAAAAUAUAAAUCAGAAAUUGCAAUAUAUUUUAAUUGUAAUAAAAUUAAAGAAAAAUGACGUUGGAAGAUGCACAAAAUGCAGCAAAAAAAGCAGUACAAUUUGAUGCUAAAAAUCAAUAUAAACAAGCUUUAUAUUAUUAUAAUAUGGCUGUAAAGUAUCUUUCAGAAUUACAAGAGUCCAUAUAUGUUCAGAAACUUUCUGAAUAUCGAGAAAGAAUAUCAACUAUAGAAAGCCUUAUUAAUGAAGAAGAACAGAAGCAUCAUAAGGCACAAUCUAUAGAUCAAUCAAAAUUACAAAAAUUUAAAUUUCUUAUGAAUCAAGCACAAGAUGCAGAUGAAGCUGGUUUAAAGAAUAUUGCUGUAAAAUUAUAUACAGAUGCUGCUGAACUUGGACUUAAUAUGAAAAUUAUUGAUACAGAAGCAAAGAUUAAAUUAACAGAUCUUAUAAAACUUGCCCUUGAUAGAGCAGAAUCUUUAAAAGGUUUAAAAUCUAUAGACAAUAAUGAUAUUCUUAAAACUCUUUCUAAAUUACCUUCGGUACCAGAAACAAGUCUGGAUGAAGAUGAAGAAAAAAUAUCACCUACAAUUAUAACAACAUCUGCUAUAAAUUCUAGUAAUACAGGAAAACAAAGUCGUCCAUCACUUCAUCGUGGAAGUAGUGUACAUUUAAAAGUAAGCGGUGGUAGUACUAAUUACACAGAAGAAGAAAAAAGAGUUUUGCUUCAUAGUUCCCAUAUUAAUGAUCAUGAAUUUGUACCUUUCAUGAGCAUUGAUCUUACAGAAAAGUUUCAGUAUGCUAUUCCAUUUACUGAUAAAGAUGGUUUGUUAGCAUUAGCACCAAAACAAAAACCUGAUUUUGCAAAAUGGUGUCGACCAGAAGAAUUAUUUUCUGAUCCAAAAAUGCUUAAAACAUCACAUGUUGAUUAUUACAGUAUAAGACAGACGGUUGUUUCUGAUUGUUCUUUUGUUGCUUCUCUUGCAGUUAGUGCUCAAUAUGAAAAAAGAUUUGGAUGUAGACUUAUUACAUCUAUUAUUUAUCCAAAAAAUAAAAACAAAGAACCAAUAUAUAAUCCAUUUGGAAAAUAUAUGGUGAAACUACACAUUAAUGGUGUUCCUCGAAAAAUUAUAAUAGAUGACUUAUUGCCUGUAAGUCGAUACAACCAAUUACUUUGUUCCUACUCUAGCAAUCAUGGUGAGCUGUGGAUUUCAUUACUCGAGAAAGCAUAUAUGAAAGUAAUGGGUGGUUAUGAUUUUCCUGGCUCGAAUAGUAAUAUAGAUUUACAUGCUUUAACUGGUUGGAUACCUGAAAGAUGGGCUAUAAGACCUAACGAACCAGAUUUUAAUAAAGAUAAUCUAUUUAAUGUUUUAUUAACGCGUUUACAUAAAGGAGAUGUAUUAGUUACAGUUGCUACUGGAGAAUUGUCCGAUUUGGAAGCAGAUAGAACGGGUCUUGUACCUACUCAUGCCUAUGCUGUUCUUGAUGUCAGAAAAAUAAAUGAAGAAAGAUUAUUACAACUUAAAAAUCCUUGGUCUCAUUUACGAUGGAAAGGAAAUUAUUCUGAACUUGAUACAAUACAUUGGACUAAUGAAUUAAAAGAAGCUUUAAACUAUGAUCCAGAUUCUGCAUCUCAGUUUGAUAAUGGAGUUUUUUGGAUUGAUUAUGAUAGUAUAUGUCGAUUCUUUGAUGUUUUUUAUUUAAACUGGAAUCCAGGUUUAUUUAAUUAUACUUAUUGCAUUCAUCAAAUGUGGAAUGCAGGAAUAGGACCAGUGAAAGAUGCAUAUAAUAUUGGAGAUAAUCCUCAAUUUUUACUGGAAAUAAGAAAUAAUGUUAAAGGAGCAAUAUGGAUUCUUCUUACAAGACAUAUUACAGAUAUAGCAGAUUUUAGACAAAAUCAAGAAUAUAUAACAAUAUUAGUUUAUAAAAAUGAUGGAAAAAGAGUAUAUUAUCCUCAUGAUCCACCACCAUAUAUCGAUGGUGUAAGAAUAAACAGUCCACACUAUCUUUGUAAGAUAAAAUUAGACACUCAAGUUGAUACUCGAUAUACUUUAGUCAUAUCACAAUAUGAAAAAACAAAUACAAUAUAUUAUACCUUACGUGCUUAUGGAUCUUGUGAAUUUUCAUUAAAAAAAAUACCAAAUUUUUAUAAAUAUGAAAAAGAGCUUACUGGCCAGUGGAAAGAUAUUACAGCUGGAGGAUGUAGCAAUCAUUCAACAUACCAAAAUAAUCCACGUUAUCAGUUGAUUUUAGAAAGUUCAAAUAAUAAUAACUAUUUGCUAAUUAUAUUAAAGGGACCUAAACAAUAUCAAAUAGGAUUUGAUAUUUUAACAGUUGUACUAAAUGAUUCUGAUGUAACUACUGCAUUUAAAAUGAAAAGCUCUGGUCCAUUUAGAUCGGGAUUUGUAUAUCUUGAAUUAGAAGAAGUACCAGCAGGUACAUACCAUAUUAUUCCAUCAACAUAUGUUCCUGGACAAGAAGGACAUUUCUUCUUAAUAUGUAAAUCAUUUUGUAAAUUACAACUUCAAUCACUUCAAUGAAAAAAUUAACGCAAAUACGAAUUUUAUUUAAAAAAAGAUUUUAAUAUAAUUAAUAUAUUUAAUUAUUAAUUUAUUUACAUUAGAAUGAGAAUAUUAGUAAAUUAUUUAUUUAAUAUUAUAUAAAAUUUUUCAAGUAAUAAAUCAUAAGUAAUUUUUUCUUGAAAAAAAUACAAAAUAUUUAUAUUUUCUAUUAUGUAUAAAUUAUUUAUGUAUAAAUUAUUUAAAUUAAUAUUUGAUUAAACUUCGAUUUGGAGCACUAUUUUUUUCAAUUUUUUUUUAUAAUUUAGUUAAAUAUAAUAUUUAAUAUAAAUACUUUUUGUGGAUAUAUAUUUAAUGUUUAUUUAUUAAAUUUAUAUGUUGUUAAAGUUUUGAAUCUUAGAUGAUUUACUUUAUUUAGAUUUAUCCUUAAAAAAUUUGGAUGCAUUCUUUGAUAUUUCCAUGAAAUACGAAAUGAAAUAAAAUAAAACAAUUUCGAAAUUACCAAUUAAUAAUCAAAGUUACAAUGUUACAGUUAAUACUUUAAGUAUUAUAUUCCAAAAGUGAAAUUAGAAAAAUGAUAUACUUUUUUUAUAAUUAUCUUUAAUGCUUAGCAACAAGUUUCUUAUAAUAUAUAAACUAUAUAAUAGAUAUAAUAAACUAUAUUUAUAAAACUAUUUAAUUAUCUAAAUAAUUUAGCAAAUUAGAUAAAUUCCAAUUAUAAAAAACUAUUUCACUAUCAAAAUACAAAAAAGCAUAUGAAAGCAUAAUGAAUUUUGAAUAUUCAUAAAAAUUCUUUUUUUUAAAAAUUCUAAUUGUAUCAUCAAUAAGAACAUUUUAAUGGUUUGUUUCCAAUGCAUGAAAGAUUAUUUAGUUAUAUAUUAAUAAUAGCACACAAGCUAAAAAAAGUCUUGAAAGAAUCAAAUUAGUUAUAUAAUGCUCCAAAAUUAUCAAUUAUUUAAUAAUUAAUAUUUUUAAACAAGCAUAAUUUUUAAAUGAAUACAUUCUAAUAUUAAAAACUAUUAUAUAUUAUUUAUUCUUAUUAAUAAUUAAAGGAUUAUAGGAAAAAAUUUUUAAAAUAUGAAGCUUUAAAUCGAAGUUCAGUUUAAUAUUUUAAAUAAUUUUAUUAAAAUAAAAGACAAAUUUAAAAAAAAAUUACAUAAAGAAUAUCAUUAAAUGAUGAAUUAUAUUAUAAAAACAUCUUUAUUUCAUAUUUAAAAAUAUAAAUUUUUAAUCAAACUAAAUAACUAUUAUCUAAAUUAUGAAAAUGUGGAAUUUUAUUUAUAAUUAAAUAUCUGAUGUCAAUUUGGCACAAUUUUAUACAAAUAAAUUUUCAUAAAUGUAAUUCUUAUUAUCUUAAUUAAUUAUAUAAUGAUCUUUUGUACUCUUCUUAUAUAAUAGAACAUAAUAGAAAAUUCAUAGAAUAUUCAUUUAUAUGUUAAACAAAUAUCAAACAGCAUUUCUGUAUAAUAUUCACUAAAAAUUCUUAAUAUAAUAAUUACAUGUAUAAAAUGUAUAUUACUAUUAUUUUAUCUAAAAAUCAUAAAUAACAUAAGAAAAUACAUUAAAAUUUUUAUAUUUGUAAUUAUUAGUGUAUUUCAUACAUAAUCAAUAAAUAAAAAUUAAUUCUAAAAUGUAA
Molecule: messenger RNA, 4775 nt
Organism: Apis cerana (Asiatic honeybee)
Lineage: Eukaryota; Metazoa; Arthropoda; Insecta; Hymenoptera; Apidae
Product: calpain-7
Biological process (GO): proteolysis
Molecular function (GO): calcium-dependent cysteine-type endopeptidase activity
Source: RefSeq, a predicted model, not a curated record